Messenger RNA from Medicago truncatula (barrel medic), 485 nucleotides. RefSeq lists its product as uncharacterized. Bases 42 to 407 code for a protein of 121 amino acids. NCBI's taxonomy places the organism in Eukaryota, Viridiplantae, Streptophyta, Magnoliopsida, Fabales, Fabaceae. The transcript has a single exon. The record is from RefSeq and is a predicted model, not a curated record.
CCACCAUCAUUUCCCUCAAGACUGACCCCGCACACUAAAAAAUGGCCUCCAGAGCGUUGCUCAAAAUCAAGAUAAACCAAAACCUUCCUUUUCGUUUUCUCUCCAAAACUAAUUCAAUUCUAACCCGAUCCGUUGUCCCGUUAGCACAGCCCGAAGCCUCGAAACUCUCCCUCAAUAACAAUUUUUCGCUUCUGGGCGGCGUGACCUAUAGCCUAUUUGCUAGACAAAUGGGUACUAGUAAGUCUCCAUCAACGUCACGUGGUAGGCAUCCUUUGAGUGAUGAGGAUGAUGAAGAUUUCGAUGGGAAAAGCGAUGAUGAGUCUGAAUUUGAUGAUGAAUUCAAUGAUGGAGAAGAUGAAGAGGAAGAAGAGGAGGCACCGAAGAAGAAGUUUUCUUCUAGGAAAUAAUUACGAUAUCUUGUUCCAUUUGAAUUUGCGAUGUAUGGAUCAUUCAUGUUUAAUAAAUUUACUGUUUGUUUGUCUCUU